AGUUGGUAGAUCUUUUCUUCCAAAACCUAAAAAUCCUUAUUCUAUUGUAUUGGGUGACUCUGAAUCGAUCCAAUUACCACAAUAUGAAGCUUUUCCAAUCCAUGAUAAGGUUAAACAUAAAGAAGGGUAUAUUCUUAAUGUUGGUGGUUCAGAGGGCAAACAAGAUGAUUCUGUUGAUAUAAUUCCGAAAUUAGGGAUAAUAGCAAUAUCCUUUGGGUGUGGUCUUAUUGGAAUUUUUGCUGUUCCUCGGUCAAAAUACAUUAGGGAUAAAUUGAAUUUAUCUAACGACAUUGAAGCACCAUUAUAUAGUAACCAUAAAUGA
Messenger RNA from Entrophospora sp. SA101, 322 nucleotides. The record is from the annotation of a GenBank genome assembly. Lineage: Eukaryota; Fungi; Glomeromycota; Glomeromycetes; Entrophosporales; Entrophosporaceae.